Salpingoeca rosetta is the source of this 874-nucleotide messenger RNA. RefSeq lists its product as uncharacterized. Gene Ontology annotation, cellular component: cytoplasm. Gene Ontology annotation, biological process: axonemal dynein complex assembly. NCBI's taxonomy places the organism in Eukaryota, Choanoflagellata, Craspedida, Salpingoecidae. The transcript is spliced from 5 exons. The record is from RefSeq and is a predicted model, not a curated record. Gene Ontology annotation, molecular function: protein-folding chaperone binding; dynein intermediate chain binding. Bases 54 to 689 code for a protein of 211 amino acids.
GCGCGGCUGGCAACGACGACAAACAAACACCAUCCAGCAACACAUCCACGACAAUGGGAGACUUCUCCACGUCGCUGACGCUGUCGGCACUCAAGGACUUGCUGGCAACGCCUCAGGAAAAUGAAGAGGAUACUGCUGACAACAACAAGUACUCUGCGGGACCCGCCUUUGCAACACCGGGAGGCAUUGCAUCGAGCAGCACGGGCAAUGGCACUGAAGCACAGCCUGCGAUGGUGACACGCAAGUCAGCCAAGGACAAACAGAUUCGCCAGGCGCAGCAAGAAAAGCUGGCAAACUCAAAGGACAUCUGGACAGAGGACGAGGUCGAGUCGGAAAAUCACGCAACCAUUGACGAUGACGACAGACCAGAGCCAAAGUACACUUUGCACUUUAAACAGGCAGUUACACCAGAGGACAUGUAUCUCGGAAUGAGUGGCCGUAACCCUUCUAGUCACAGCUGUAACGAGAUUGUGGUGGUGGUGGAGCUGCCGGCCCACGACGUCAAGCACGUUGACUUGCAAGUGAAGCGGGAGUCCAUGAACGUGCUGACGCCAACACACCGCCUCAACCUCACGCUGCCACACCCCGUUGAUGACAAGAACGGCAAGGCGCAGUGGAUUGCAGACAAGCAGCAGCUGCGGGUCACCCUGCCCGUGAAGCGUGACUAUGACUUCCUCCUUGAAUCGUGAUGGCCGAGUGGCGGCGUGAUGUGAUGGUGUUGGCGAACGUUCGUCGUUUGGCAACUACUGUAUUUCUAUGAAAACAGCCAGCAGGGACACGCCAGCAACGCACAUACUGGCAUGUGCAUGCACGUGAAAACGGGGGAACAAAGCUUCAAAUAGUCUGUAACGCAAGUAAAAGGAACAAUAUGAUG